This is a messenger RNA of Fusarium sp. VM40, 1782 nucleotides long. The record is from the annotation of a GenBank genome assembly. Lineage: Eukaryota; Fungi; Ascomycota; Sordariomycetes; Hypocreales; Nectriaceae.
AUGUCCCGACUACUAUCAUCGGCGCUCUCGCUGCGCCGCGAUCCUCGUAUUCUGAAGCUCCCCCCUUACCUGUCCUUCCUCUGCAUUGCGGUUGGUGUGGUCUGGCUCUUUCUCCUGCCCUUAAACGAAUACUCGCGACGAACGUACAUCUCGGAGAACGCGCUACUACCAGGCCAGGUGCAUACCUAUUUUGGAGGAAGCGAACAAAACAUCUUCCGUGCAUAUCGACACGAGGUCGACGAGGUUGCAGACCAGAACAACUAUGAAGUCAACGACAAGCUCGACAAGAUUUUGACUGGUGUCGGGCUCAAAGUUGGACGCCAGAACUACACCUACCACUCAGCUGGUCAUGAAUACUCAGGGCAGAACCUCUACGCUAUCCUGCAAGCUCCUCGCGGCGAUGCUACUGAGGCCAUUGUUUUGGUUGCUGCAUGGAAAAAUGUUGAAGAGCAGCUCAACCGCAAUGGUGUAUCCCUGGCGUUGACUCUGGUCCGUUACUUCAAGCGCUGGUCACUCUGGUCCAAGGAUAUUAUUCUAGUUGUCCCUCCUGAUAGCAAGACAGGAACACAGGCUUGGGUAGAUGCAUACCACGACGCCCACAAUCCCGAUCUCGUGGCCCCUCUGCCUCUCAAGUCUGGAGCCCUUCAAGGCGCCAUCGCGAUCGACUAUCCCCAGGAGCAAGGCUUCAAGUCUGUACACAUAAUCUACGACGGCCCCAACGGUCAGCUUCCCAACCUCGAUCUCAUCAAUUCUAUUGUAAAUAUUGCCGGCGGCCAGAUGGGUAUGGGCACUCUCAUCCAGAAGAUGACUCAACACAAGGGCAGUUACCCUGAUCGCCUACAUACUAUGCUCCGCGGUAUGCUCAACCAAGGCCUCGGCUAUGCGGCUGGUGCUCACAGCAGCUUUAUUCCGUAUCAUGUUGACGCUGUGACACUUCAACCUCAAGGUGAAGGAUGGCACGACGAGAUGGGCAUGGGCCGCUUGGUCGAGGGCUCAUUCCGAAGUCUCAAUAAUCUCCUCGAACAUCUACACCAGAGUUUCUUCUUUUAUCUUCUGAUGCAGACUGAUAGAUUCGUAAGUAUCGGUACUUACCUUCCUAGCGCCAUGUUAAUUGCUGCCAACUUCACCAUCAUGGCCAUCUCCCUUUGGGUAAAGAGUGGACAGUCGCCUGCAGCUCAGAAGCCCAAGGAGAAGGUAUCGACCACAUCUGUCGAAGCGACCCCAGGUGGUAGAGAUUUGUUUGUACCGCUGGCCGUCGUUGCUGUUUGUCAAGGCCUGGCAGUCGUGCCUCUAUACACUUUCAAUCAUCUUCCUGCUAGUUUACUUUCGCCAGCAUUCGCUAUCUUCUCUAUCAUCUCCGCCAUUCUUCCCCUUGCAAUCUCGAGGCUUCUAACACUUGUCACUAAGCCCACGAUGCAGCACUUCCAACUAACAAAGUCUUUCUCUCUACUCGUUCUGGGAAUGUGUUUAUCUACCCUCGCCACGCUUAACUUUUCUCUUGCCUUCCUGAUCGGGGUGCUCUCUAGCCCGCUAACCUUUGUUCAGCCCGUUAAGAAUCCUGCCCUUCGCUGGUCUCUGGCGGGUGUACUCAAUGUUGUAGCACCCCCUACUAUAUUAUAUGCUGCUGCCCAGGUUUGGGAUAUUAGUAUUGCAAACUUGUUGAAAGAGGCGAGCUUUGGGUGGAACGUCUGGGGCAUGUAUACACCUGUAGUGGUUUGGUGCUUGUGGUGGCCCGCAUGGCUCGUUGGCAUGGUCAACGUCUUUGGAGAGGUUGCUGCAUAG